Messenger RNA from Bombina bombina (fire-bellied toad), 1654 nucleotides. It is a transcript of the gene RELL1, whose product is annotated as RELT like 1. NCBI's taxonomy places the organism in Eukaryota, Metazoa, Chordata, Amphibia, Anura, Bombinatoridae. The record is from RefSeq and is a predicted model, not a curated record. Bases 76 to 951 code for a protein of 291 amino acids. Gene Ontology annotation, biological process: positive regulation of p38MAPK cascade. Gene Ontology annotation, cellular component: plasma membrane. The transcript has 8 exons.
AUCUAGCAACGUCAUUAUGGGGCCGCCCCGGACAGUGCUGGCUGACAGGACGUGAGCGCGGGCGGAGGAAUAGAGAUGUCUCCUGUGUACUCUGCCUCGGAGCUUUUAUCAUGGCCACAACAAGUGCCCCGGAGGGCUGUACGUAGUGCCGAGAAUUACCCCAUGGCAAGUUCAGGGCCUGAUAUCAUCAAAGCUGAGGCCAAUACUUCUCAUCCGGAAUAUGUUGCUUUUAUCCUGGUUCCUGUUUUCUUCGUCAUGGGUCUUUUGGGUGUUCUUAUCUGCCAUGUCCUUAAGAAAAAAGGAUACCGCUGUACUACUGAGGCAGAGCCUGUCGAAGAAGAGAAAGUAGAAAAGAUUGAAAUGCGUGAAAGCGUGGGAGAUACAAAUAAUGACACAGUUGGGCAAAUUGUUAGUUACAUUAUGAAAAAUCAAGCAAAUGCAGAUAUUUUGAAAGCCAUGGUAGCUGACAAUUCAGUGGUUGCUGAUACCAGUGUGUUUGACCCAGAAAGCCCCACUACACCAAAUAGCCCAUUGACUCCGACUUCACCAAAUAGCCCAUUGUCUCCAACUUCACCAAAUUCUCCUAUGAGCCCUGAUAGCCCGAGCACUCCUACAUCACCAAAUGCUACACCAUCCAAACACUCCUGUCGUGGGCAUCAUCUGCACACUGUUGGGGGAGUGGCAGAAAAGAAUGCAUGCACAAGAUGCUCCAACAAGAGGUGGCACUUGAUAAAGUCACCACAAAAACACACAAGGAAACCACGGCAAGGAGCUGUAACAGUGCUGUCAGUGGGGAGGUUUAGAGUUACAAAAGUGGAAACAAAAUCUAAAGAACGAAAACGUUUAAUGUCUGGUGGGACAGAACAUCCAAAUGGGGAAGUAACUGCUAUGUCAGAUAUCAGGCACAGAAGUGGCACUGAAUCAGAGGACCCAGCCACUGUGCAAACCUGAGGUUUUCAAUCAAUCUCACAGAGUGGACGUCAAGAAGAUAAGGAAAGCACAUUUUAUAUUGGCAAAGCUCUGGUGUUCUGGAUUGAAAGGGAUUUGUCUGAAGAAAAAAUCUUCUGUUUUAGUAAAUUGUCAAUGCCAAAAAAAUGAACUGGUAUUAGUCUGUAAUGAAGUGCAUUUCCAUUAUGUAAUAUUUUACUAAGGGUUUCCAAUGAUAAAUAUUUUUUGUAAAUGUUUUAAAAAUGUAUUUAUAUUUAAACAGAGGCACAACACUAGCAAUAUAUGAACUUAAACGUUUGUAAGGGGGGGGGGGGCAUUUAUACUCCUUUACUAAUAUAUUGUAUAUUUUGAGCUUAUUUUGAUUAGCCCUUUAAUGUUAUAACAAGAAGUUAUGACUUUUCUAUAAUUAAAGUAAUUGUAAAAUAGCUUUUGGCAAUAAUGUUUUGCAUAGUUUAGAAUAUCUGCCAUUACUUUUGUAAAUAAAGCUUUUUUUAUAACUUUAUAUAUGAAACAUGUAGGAAAUGUAAACGCAGUAUAAAGAAGUUUUGUCAUCCAUGUGUUGCUUUUGCAGUGCAAUAACCGAGAGAGAAAAUGAGCGCAAUGAAAAGCAACAAUCUGUGCAGAUUGUUUAUGAACAUUUUUAGUAUUUUUCUUUCUUGUUUACAUUUGUAUAUAUGUUUCCUAUUAAAAUUGUAUGUACAGAUGG